UUAAGGAAGUUGGCCGCUCCUCUGGUGACUCGCUCGCGUGAGUUGUGCGAGUCAGAACUCAGAUCUCUCCUGUUGCCAUCCUCUGCUCAGUCUCCAUGGAGGACCAGGGACCCAAGCCCAUCCGUUGCAAAGCAGCGGUGUGUAGAGCCGCUGGCGAGCCGCUCGUCAUCGAGGAGAUCGUCGUGGAUCCACCGAAAGCGUACGAGAUCCGCAUCAAGAUCACCUGCACCUCCCUCUGCCACACGGACAUCACCUUCUGGCGUGCCAAGAUAGCUCCAGUAUUUCCAAGAAUCUUAGGCCACGAGGCCUACGGUGUGGUGGAGAGCGUUGGGGAGGACGUGGAGGGCUUCGCCACGGGCGACGCGGUGGUGCCGACGUUCCUGGGCCAGUGCGCCCACUGCCCCAGCUGCGCGUCGGAGGAGAACAACGUGUGCACCGCGGUGCCGUUCGUCAUCGGCCCCGGGAUGCGGCGCGACGGCACCACCCGAUUCAGGGACGGCCAGGGGAACCCGCUGAACGACUUCCUUGCCGUGUCCAGCUUCAGCGAGUACACCGUCGUGGACGUGAACCAGGUCGCCAAGCUCGACCCCGCCGUGCCCCCCAAGCUCGCCUGCCUCCUCAGCUGCGGCGCCGGCACCGGGGUAGGAGCUGCAUGGAGGUUGGCGAAGGUGGAACCUGGUUCGUCAGUGGCUAUCUUUGGGCUGGGAUCCGUCGGAUUGGCGGUGGCACAAGGUGCAAAAAUGUGUGGAGCAUCAAAGAUUAUUGGUGUUGAUCUGAACCCUGACAAAGAGGAAAUUGGGAUAACGUUCGGUGUGACGGAUUUUGUUAAUCCAUCACAACUGGGCAAGAAUUCAGUCAGUGAGGUGAUCGGCGAGAUGACAGGCGGCGGCGCCGACUACAGCUUCGAGUGCAUCGGCGUGUCGUCGGUGAUGACCGAUGCCUUCAGAAGCACCAAGCCGGGGAAGGGCAAGACGAUCAUCCUGGGCUUGGAGAGGGAUAGCGAGCCCGUCUGCCUGCCAUCCAUCGAGCUCCUCUACGGCAAGUGUGUGAUGGGAUCGCUCUUCGGGGGAAUCAAGCCCAAGACUGACAUCCCAAUCCUCGCGGGGAAAUGCAUGAACAAGGAGCUGGAGUUGGACGGGUUGGUAACACAUGAGGUAGGCCUGCAGGACAUAAACAAGGCCUUCGAGCUGCUCCUGCAGGGGAAGAGCCUGAGGUGCAUCAUAUGGAUGAACAAGUGACGGAUAAAACGGUGGCCAAAUCCGUGGUCCUGAAUAAAACGUUGGAGCAGCUGAAUAAAUUUGCCGUGUCUUAGUUUGCGUCUGCUGCUGAAAACGGGUGCUAGACUGAUAGUAGUGAACAGCAUCAAUGUUGCCGAAAACACAAUGUCAUCACAAUCUUUUUUCCGAAAGAGACAAUGUCAUCAGUAUCAUUGUCUGAAUUGAUGGUGUAAACUUAUCUAGAUCCAA
Messenger RNA from Phragmites australis (common reed), 1466 nucleotides. RefSeq names its product alcohol dehydrogenase-like 2. Lineage: Eukaryota; Viridiplantae; Streptophyta; Magnoliopsida; Poales; Poaceae. Gene Ontology annotation, molecular function: S-(hydroxymethyl)glutathione dehydrogenase [NAD(P)+] activity; zinc ion binding. Gene Ontology annotation, biological process: formaldehyde catabolic process. The record is from RefSeq and is a predicted model, not a curated record. Gene Ontology annotation, cellular component: cytosol. Bases 96 to 1238 code for a protein of 380 amino acids. The transcript is spliced from 10 exons.